Molecule: messenger RNA, 747 nt
Organism: Penicillium subrubescens
Lineage: Eukaryota; Fungi; Ascomycota; Eurotiomycetes; Eurotiales; Aspergillaceae
Product: cytochrome c oxidase assembly protein
Exons: 4
Coding region: 1-747 (248 amino acids)
Cellular component (GO): mitochondrial inner membrane
Molecular function (GO): copper ion binding
Source: RefSeq, a predicted model, not a curated record
AUGUUUCCCUCAUGGGGGCGCUGUACACUGACAGGGAGCAUACCUCAACGCUCAGUUUAUCUCCGAAAGGGCAUUUUUGAGGCAGAGAAGAGGUUCUUUUCAAGGAAUUCAUUCCUACACCAGAAGCAGCAUGCCUCCGCGGCACCCUUCAACACACCGCAAUCGCAACAGCGCAACACUUCUACUAUGUACUAUACAAUCAGCAUGAUCCUCGGAACCGUCGCACUUGCCUAUGGCUCCGUUCCUCUGUACAAAAUGAUCUGCCAGCAAACCGGUUGGGGUGGCCAGCCCAUUCUUACCCACCGAGUCGGCGACGGCGACACAGCCUCCCGAGUGACACCAGUAACCGACUCCCGACGUCUCCGCAUUACCUUCAACGGCUCCGUCUCCGAUGUUCUUCCCUGGAAGUUCACGCCGCAACAACGAGAGGUUCGGGUGCUGCCUGGUGAGACAGCCCUGGCUUUCUACACUGCCACCAACAAGGGUCCCCAGGAUAUCAUUGGAGUCGCAACGUAUAGCGUCACUCCGGGCCAGGUGGCACCGUACUUUAGCAAGAUUCAGUGCUUCUGUUUCGAGGAGCAGAAGUUGAAUGCUGGCGAGUCCGUGGAUAUGCCUGUCUUCUUCUAUAUUGAUCCUGAUUUCGCGACGGAUCCUAAUAUGAAGGGCAUUGAUACGAUCACGUUAUCUUAUACAUUCUUCAAAGCGAAAUAUGAUGACAAUGGGGUUCUGAAGCCCAUUCAGUCUUAA